UUUUAAGAAACAAAUGUUAAACAAAAACGAAUUGUAAAAUCCUACAAGUACAAUUAAUUAUUAACAUGAAAAAAUAACUUUAAAAUAAAUAAUAUUACUUUUUAAAAAGCAUAAUUAAAAUAAAAUUGUAAAAGUACUCUUAUUAUUUUCUUAUAAGUAAAUAACUUUCCUUUUUAAUAGAUAAUUAUAUGUUAAAAAAUUAUGACAAAAAUAGCUUCAAAUAUUUCACAUAUAUAUUUAGGUUUAAGCUUCCACAUAUUAUUUUUACAAAACACAAUAGUAUUUACAUGAAAAAUACUACCUGAGUAUUUUUUUUUUAAUUUCUUGAUACAGCUUAACAUUUUAUUAUCAUUAUUAUAUCUUAUGAUGCUAGCAUAACUUUUAAUUUUGAUGUUAUUGUCGUACAUGAGUAUGUGUGCAUAUGACAAAUAUGUGUUUGUAUGUAUAAGACAAAAUAAAUAAUUAAUUAAACAGAACUUUUCUAUUAAAAAUAAAAUAAACAUUUUCCUUUUUAAAAGUCUAAAUAAAAUAAAAACGUAAAGUAAUCUUAUUUUUCUUAUAAUUAACUAACUUUAUUUUUAAGAAUUUUGUUUAAAAAAUAUAAACCAAAAUUAACUUCAAAUAUUUCACCUAAUAUGAUUGUGGUAUGUGUCAAUUAAAAAAAUAGAUUGUGAAUGUGUCUAUAAAAACUUUCAUUAUGUGAAAAUAACUUUUUCUUUUCCUAUAAAGUCUUAAAUAAAAGUGAUUUUUAAAAGAAAAUUCUUUUCUAAUCUUAACCAAUUAAGAAUUUUUCGUUUUCUUUUUAAAUCAUGACUAGAGACAAUUCUAAAAUUUUAUUUAAUAGUAAUUUUUACUUCAAAAAUUUAAUGAUAAACAUGAUUGUAACAAUUAUUCAAUUUACAAGAAAAAUUGUAAAAAUAUUAAUGAUACUUAAAAAAACGAAUUUUGACAAUUGAAAAUUUUGAAAAUAGUUAAUAUUAACUGAAAAUAGUUAUUUGAUAGAAUUUUUUUGAUAAACAAUCUUUGACAAAAUAUAAUAGUAAAAGAUUAUGUAAUAUUAAUUUCCUUUUCUAAAACCCUACAAAAUUGUAAAAAAAAUAUUUGAUAGUUGUUUUCCUUUUUUAUAAAAAAAACCCUAAAAAAAGAAAUUUGUAUAAUAUUUUUAAUUCCUAACCAAAAAAGAAUCGUAAAAUUAGUAUUGAUACUAAACAUUAUUUAAUUAACAAAGGAAGUGUACAAUUAGUAUUGAUAUGAAUUGUAAAAAUAGCAAUUUUGAAAAUAUUUAUUAAUAACUAAAAAUAAUUAUUUGAUAUAAAUAUGUUUUUUUUAUGAAAUUCUAAAGAGAAAAUAAUUGUAAUAGGUUAUAUGACAGUAAUUUACCUUUUCUAAAAUCUUAAACAAAAUUUUAAAAGAGUAUUUUAUAUUUUUUAUUGUAAAUAAAAAGGAGAUUUAUAAAAUAGAAUGUUUUCUUUUUUUAAACAAUCCUAGCAAAAUAAAAUUUUAAAGAUUUAUUUAAUAAAACAUUAAAUUAGUACAUAAGAACAUGUAUAAUUUUGUCAUUGAUUCGAUUGGUGUAUUUAACUUUCAUUUCUUUUUACUUUUCAUUUCUUAUUUCAGAUUGUAUUCAGUUUAAAUAUUUAUGUAUAGUAUUUUUUAUAAUCCUUAGUAUAAAGUUUAUAACAACUCAUCUAUACACCGUGAUUAUAAAAUAUAAAUAUUAACUUGAAUUUAUGUGUGAAAACAUUUUAAUUAUCGAAUAAAUCUCAAACAACAUAUGCAAAAAACAAUCAUAAUACCAUGAUAAAAUGAUUUAUUAUUUUAUAUUUUUUGUUAAAUGAAGACAUCAAACAAAAACCCAUUGCAGGGCUCAUAUCUUGUAACAAAAUAAGAAAUCAAGAUUUGUUUCUUUAUAAGUAUAUUUUAUUUUAAAUAAGAAACAAAUCUGAUAAUUAGCUAAUAAAUACAUAUCAUAUUUAAGUUGCUCAAGAAAAUUUGAUUAAAAAAACAUCAUCACAGUUUACAAAAAGAAUAUUUAAUAAUUAUAUCAUAAAUUAUAAUUUUAUUUUACAUUAGUAUAUAUAAGGUGGAGAAUUAGUAUAAUAUUUUUAAGCAAAUUGAAAUAACAUAUAAAUAAUUUUAUUGGUUUAUAUUUUUCAUUUAACUUGGAUAUGUUUUUAUUAAGCUAUACUUCUAUUGAAUUUUACUGUUACAAAUAAAUAAAUUAAUAAAUUAUUAGAAAUAUAAAAUAAAAAAUCAGGUAAUUUAUAAAUUAUAAUUUAUAAAGUAAAUAUAUUAUAACAUAAUUAAAGUUCUUAAAUUUUUAAUUAAUUAUUUUAAAUUAAAACAUCAAACAAAAUCUGUGUAUGCAAGAAUCCAUAUCUAGUUUUUUUUAAAAUAGUGAGAUAAGUAUACUUUUGUGGGUGUUUCUUUGUAUUUGUGCUUAUCUGAAUUUUUGAGAUUUUUAAGUUUAUUUCAGAUUUUUUAUAUAGAUUUCUAACUAAUUAAAUAGAAAAUCAAGAAAGAUAUUUUUCCAUAUGUCAUAUUUUGUUUUAAAAAUUCCUAUAAAACAAUACCUAUUCUAUUCAUAUCUUAUUUGAAAAAAAAAUCCGCGCACUGGUAUAUAUGUGGGACCUAUUAUAUAUAAAAUGCUUUGUAGUAGACAUGUUAGUAGCGAUUUCCUUGUGUUUCUUCUGACGUUGAAUCCUUCUCCUAAGGUUUUGCCUCGUGAAGAUGGCUGAGGACAAAAUUGAAGAGACUGUUUGUGAGGAUAAGAUCAGCGCUUUACCCGAAGAUCUGCUUGUGAGAAUACUAUUGCAUGUACCUAUUAAAGAUGCAAUUGCCACCAUGUUUUUGUCUAAAAGAUGGCGCUUUAUCUGGACGAUCCUGCCUAAACUUGAGUACGAUUUUUUUUCUGAUGAUGAUGAAGAUGACGAUGAUAAAGUUGUUGAUGACAAUGAUGAUGAAGAGGAGAGCAAGAAGACUAGUUGGUGUUUUUUUGAUAAGUCAAUGGAACUCCACAAUGCACCUGUCUUAAAAACCUUGCUUAUCAAACUUGGUCCGGGAUGUUCUAGUGAUAUUGAUGUCGGAAAGUGGAUUGCAAAAGCUGUUGACCGCCGUGUGGUUGUGCUAAGAUUCAAGCUGUCAUGGUCCACAGGUCCAACCAGGUUGCCUAAGAGCCUUUACACCUGCGAAACACUCAAGGAACUAACUCUCUCUCACAAAGUUCUUUUGGAUUUCCCAUCGUCUUCUUGCCUCCCGUCCCUCAUUUUUCUUAACCUUUUUUACGUAGUGUAUAGAGAUGAUGCUUCUCUUGAAAGUUUUUUUUCGCAUUGUCCAGUUCUUAUUUGUUUGACUGUGAAGCGAAACAGACGAAACAGAGAUGACAAUAUAACCAAGUUUAGUGUGAAAAUUCCUUCUUUACGAGGCUUAUUGUAUGUUAGUGACGAUAUUAUUUCGUCACUGCCAGAUGACGAUGAGGUAGUCGAUACCGGUAAGUGUUUGGCUAUCGAUACUCCGGGGUUAUUAUACUUUUCCAUCACUGAUCAUUCUGGAGACUCUUGCUCGAUUGAGAAUAUGCCUUGUCUUGAGGAUGCAUCAAUCGAUGUAAAGUCUUUCUCCGAUAUGGACAAGUCGAAAACAUAUCUUUCAGCAGUCCGGUCUCUUGUAUUGCAUACCACCGAUCAAGUGCUUUUGCCUUUUAGCACAGUCAAGUUCUCUCGACUUCUAAAGUUAAGAAUAUAUCCAGAUAGAUCAGACUGGCUGGAAGCACUCUUACUUUUACUUAAAAAUGCUCCAAAACUUAAAGAUCUUUUGGUAGAUUAUGCAUUUAACACAGAUGUGAUCCCAUCUUCAUGGAACCAACCAAGUUCUAUUGCUGGAUGCUUGUCGUCACAUCUCGAGUUUUUUGAGUAUAGAGUAUAUGGAGGCACAGAAGAAGAGAAAGAAUUUGUGAUGUAUAUCCUAGCUAACUCUAAAUGUUUAAAGAAGGUAAGAAUCUCAGUGAGCCCCUAUCUUGAAAAUCAGAACUUGAGCAUCGAGGAGUUGAGAGAUAUUCCGAGGGCCUCAACUUUUGUUGAAAUGAUAAUUGUGUUUGAUGAUGCUUGAAUAGCGUUUUAAGUAUAAGCUCAGUUAAUGUGCAAGCUUAGCCUUGUCAUGGACCCCUUUGGGACUGGUUUGCUGAAACUUUGCAAUCAUAUUAUAUACAGUAGUUGAUACUUGAUACUAAAUAACAAAGUAAAGAUUUAUUUGCCUUAAUUUAAUGGGAAAUAAGUAAAUAUGCAACAAAAAUACAACUACAUUGUCCCUAUACUAUAAAUCCAACUAUAAGUUGUCCCUAUGCCAUUUUUUUUGUGAUAACCCAAUUAAACCCUAUUAUUAACCCAGUUUCGUUUUCACUAAUUCAGUUAUUAAAAAAGUAAUUAAUUCAGUUAUUAAACAAAUGAAAAGAUUAAGUUUAAUAAGUUAAUUUUUUUUUUAGAAAAAUAGCAAUACUCAUUUAGCCCCAAAUCUGGUCUCCCACGAACCCUAAAUCAAAAUUUUUCCUUCUCUUGACGAGAGAAAAACAGAGCCAAGUCACGGUAUUGAUCUUGACGGUGCUUCACUUCGCCAUCACCGGAGUUUCUUCUUCCCCCUAGGACUCUCCUAGUCUUCGUUUCUGUAAUCGAAGUCUCCUACACCUCUUGCUCACUUUGGGAUCUCCUUCUCAAGAUCUCGCCGGAAAAUCAAUUUGUGCCUCGCUGAGCCUACAAUAUACACUCUCAGCUCUUAUUUUAAGCCUAAGAAUCGAGCUUUUCAGAUUUUUUUCUGAAGUCCUAUAUAUAUAGUUAAUUAUUAAUGUUGACAAAAUAUGUUUUUUCUAAUGUGGUUUUUUUCCAUGAGAUUUUGGACUAGAAAAAUGUGUGAUGUUAUGUUGUAAUUAAAAGAACGAAAUAUUUUGUUAUAAAUAUAUAAUUAUAUUAAGAGAGGGUGUAUUGAAUCUAAAAUUUGAGGUGAUUUGGUUUUUAAUGAAGUUUUAGAUAAUUUUAAUGAAUUACAUAGAAUAAAAUGAUUUUUAUUAAACUACUCUAGAAUAUCACUUAAAACCAUGGAAUUUGAGUUUAAUUUUUUUUUAACUAAGAAACUCCACCCAAACACUCUAAAAUCACUUGAAAACUUUAAAAUUCCACAACUUAAAAUAUUUUUAAUAACAGUGGAUUUCAUAGUACUUUAAAAAAUCUCAAGUUCAAUAACACUGGAUUUUAAAUGAGUUUUUAAAAUUCAUGUUUCAAUAACGGUGGAUUUAUCAUUUUGACACAAAUCACUUAAAACUCUCAAUUGAAUAUACCCCCUAAGUAAUUUUCCAAAAUGAAAAAAAAUACAAAAUAAAAGUAUUUUGAUAUAUGUGAUUACGAUGAGUUAAAAAAAUCUUUCCACCUAUAUUCAAUUAUUUUAAUAGAAAAAAAACAGGUAAUUAGCUUAUAAACACGUAUAAUAUUUAAGUUGCUUAACAGAGAACUUAAUAAAAAAAAGCAUCAUAAAAAUUUACAAAAACAAUAUUCAAAAGUUAUAUCAUUAACACACACAGAAGGUUGCAAAAAGACAUGAGGUUGACCAAACAUACUGAAGAACGGCCAUUCAAUCCUCCUUACACAUGCUACGUACGUACUUUUUGGGUCAGUUAACUAUAGACUAGUUGGUGAUCAUAAUUAUCAGAAUAUGCAUAUAUAUAUAUAUAUAUAUAUAUGUAGUUUAUAAGAAAAUAAUAAUAUAUAGUAUAUAAUUAGGAAGUUCCGAUUAGUAGACAGUAAAUUAAAGACGAUGAACGGUUGUUAAUUUGUUUCUUUUUCUGUUUUGGUAGUCAGUUGUUGGUGUUUUUCUGUUUAUAAUUCUUUUUUUUAAAUGACAAGUAUAUAAUUCUAUUUUUCUUGUUCAAAAAAGAAAGAAGAAGUAAAAAUUCUUCUAUUUAUAUCUUAAAAAUAAAUACUCUUCUAUUUGUAUUUGCGGUUGCUUGUAAAUAUAGUUUACAAACUCCCUUAUGAACCAAAGACUUAUGCUCUGUACCCGAAUUUCAUAUAUACUUGUAAUAUAAAAUAGAUAAUUUACACCGAGUUCUGCAUGACCCUCAAUUUCUAGUGUGAUAAACUACCAUUCAGUUCUCCUUAUACAUGCUACGUACUUUAAAGAAGAUGAGUUAAUUUGUCCUUUUUUUCAUUUUAGGUAGUCAGUGGUUAGUGUUUUUAUUUUUAGAAUUCUUAAAAAAAAAUAACAAGUGCAUAGUUUACAAAAAAUAAAGAAUAUAUAUACUAGUAUGUUAGGAAACAUAAGAGUAAUGAAAUAACUCAACCAGUAAAAACUGUUUGGUGAAACUAACAAAAGAAUCAGAGCUAAGAGCAUCUCCAAAAGAAAC
Messenger RNA from Brassica rapa (field mustard), 6385 nucleotides. RefSeq names its product putative FBD-associated F-box protein At1g05080. Gene Ontology annotation, molecular function: protein binding. The record is from RefSeq and is a predicted model, not a curated record. Lineage: Eukaryota; Viridiplantae; Streptophyta; Magnoliopsida; Brassicales; Brassicaceae.